Rhododendron vialii is the source of this 1300-nucleotide messenger RNA. Its product is annotated as probable transcription factor At5g61620. Lineage: Eukaryota; Viridiplantae; Streptophyta; Magnoliopsida; Ericales; Ericaceae. Gene Ontology annotation, molecular function: zinc ion binding; DNA binding. Gene Ontology annotation, biological process: response to gibberellin; response to auxin; response to ethylene. The record is from RefSeq and is a predicted model, not a curated record. Bases 144 to 1064 code for a protein of 306 amino acids. The transcript has 5 exons.
GAUUCCUUUACAUACAUACAAAAAAACUCUCAUCAGAGAGGCGGUAUACUAGUAAUUGUUGUGAUCCGUGGUUCUGCUUAUAUAUAGAGGGGGGAGAGAGAGACAGACAGACAGACAGACAGACAGGAGAGAGAGGCAAGAAGAUGGUGAAGGAAUCGGCGAGAAAGUGUUCUCAUUGUGGGAACAACGGGCAUAACUCGAGGACAUGUUGCAAUGGAAAAAGUGGGGUGUGCGUGAAGCUUUUCGGUGUCAACAUUUUGGCCGAGAGAAAAGGAGAGGAUUCCAUGAGGAAGUGCAAGAGCAUGGGGAAUAUUGUUGCAUGUCAUGGAGAAAUCGUCGCCGCCGAUGAUGAUGGGUAUUCGUCCGAUGGCCCCGUUCAUUCCAGGAGAGCCCAUGAAAGGAAGAAGGGGGUCCCAUGGACUGAGGAUGAGCACCGAGCAUUCCUUGCUGGAUUGGAGAGGCUCGGAAAAGGAGAUUGGAGGGGAAUUUCAAAGAAUCAUGUGCGGUCAAGGACUCCAACUCAGGUGGCUAGCCAUGCCCAGAAGUAUUUUAUCCGGCUAACUUCAGGUGACAGGAAGAAACAGAAACGCCGGUCAAGCCUCUUUGACAUGUCUGUUAAACAGCCUGGAACUCAUGACUCUCCUCCUCCCCAAGUACCCCCAGACAGAACUACUGAAAUCCUGCCUCAGGGUGAUGAUUCUCCUGUUGCUGCUAAUUUGAACCACCUUGGCCACAGCAAAACACAGGUGGCAAUUGGUACCUCCGCAGAGGUUGCAAGACCGUUGGAAGUGACCCCGGUUGUACCCAUAGCUGCGAGUUAUGGUGUUCCUGAUUUCCGUCAAAUGCCAUACAUGCCCAUGGUGGGAGUCCCGAGCAUCGGGCAGAAUUUCCCCGGAGCCACUGAUAUUCCGACCGUGUCCUUCGUUCCCGUUAUGAAUAUCCCUAACCAUGGCUAUUUCUACAUGCCUAAUAGCUAUGGAAACUAUGCUACUUGUGCACCUUAUAUGUCUCAGCAGCUCUUACAUGGACCAUCUCAAGCUGGACCCCUGAACUUCAGUGGCUAAGAUAGGCAGUCUGGAGUGUCACAUUUGGAGUGGUUUGAAUCUCAAUCAGUUAUAAUUAGCUAUCUAUGACCUCCUCAUAUUAAUAUGGGAAGGUAGAUAUUGAAAUUGGAUUGAGGAAAUUUCAUUUUUGCCGAAUAAGAUCACCCCGGCCAUUCUUUUGCUUGUUUUAUUUCGGUUUUGACUUGCUGUAUUGGCUCAUGAACUCCAUUUAGUUAUUCCAUCCUUAUUUUGUACUA